This is a messenger RNA of Quercus lobata, 1204 nucleotides long. Its product is annotated as endochitinase-like. Bases 21 to 980 code for a protein of 319 amino acids. The transcript has 3 exons. Lineage: Eukaryota; Viridiplantae; Streptophyta; Magnoliopsida; Fagales; Fagaceae. Gene Ontology annotation, biological process: defense response to fungus; carbohydrate metabolic process; cell wall macromolecule catabolic process. Gene Ontology annotation, molecular function: chitinase activity; chitin binding. The record is from RefSeq and is a predicted model, not a curated record.
ACACAACACAAAUAAGCAAAAUGAGGUUCUGGGUACUCUUAGUCUUCGUUUUUCUCUCCUCUUCUGGGGCCCUAGCACAGCAAUGUUCAAGUGAAAGCCCAUGCAUCAAUGGGGCAUGUUGCAGCAAAUAUGGCUCCUGUGGAUACGAUGAGGCUCACUGCGGCGUGGACUGCGUGAGCAAUUGCCAUCUACCUGGUAAUAUCAGCAAUCUCAUUAACCAGACCACGUUUGAUGAAAUGUUUAGGCACCGCUCUGAUGCUUCGUGUAACACGUCCACCUUCUACGUCUAUGAUGCGUUUAUGGAGGCAGCUGUUCAUUUUGGAGGUUUUGGAAGAACUGGCGACAAUGACACCCGUAAGAGAGAAAUUGCAGCCUUUUUGGCUCAAACUGCGUAUGCUACUGCAGGUGGGCAAGAAGAUUCAGAGGAUCCCUAUUCAUGGGGUUAUUGCUACAUUAAAGAACAAAACGCCACCUUGGAUAAUUAUUGUGUUGAAAGUACAAAUUGGCCAUGUGUAGAGGGUGAACAGUAUUACGGCCGAGGUCCCAUUCAACUGCGAUACAACACCUACUAUGGUCCAGCUGGAUUAGAUUUGGAUCAUGCACUACUAUUCGACCCAGAUGAGCUUGCAAAGGACUCAGUCAUGUCUUUCAAGUCUGCAUUGUGGUAUUGGAUGAAUUGCCAUUUAGAAAAACCCUCAUGCCACAGUGUCAUGACCAACCAAUGGGUGCCAAACUCAGACGACGUGCAAGCAGGGCGAGUGGCAGGCUUUGGUCUCACUACAAAUAUCAUCGACGGUGAAAAUGAAUGCGGACUUGGAUAUGAUGAACGAGUCGCGAAGCGGAUUGGCUUCUACGAGACUUUCUGCGACUUAAUUGGGGUGACCUAUGGUGAAAACCUUGACUGUUACAACCAGAAGCCUUAUGGAAGCUCUCCCGUCUCAAAGAUCUACAAAGCUAUCUAUAAGAUCUUCAUGGAAUAGAGAUCUGUGGGAUCAUAUUAUAAAUAGCCUAAGAAGGCAAUCAAUGAUUAUCAACUGUAUUAAUCAUUGACUUAUCUAUCUAAUUAAAUAAAUGAACCUACCUAGGAGCUUCUGUUUACUAGGUUUUGGUGUUGUAAAAUUCAGUGGAAGGACUUCAUGUUCUCCUGCAUGUAAUGUAAUCAACGUUUUAUGAUAUGUUAUGUUUCAGUAUUUAUGUUCAAGCU